This is a messenger RNA of Peronospora matthiolae, 1089 nucleotides long. NCBI's taxonomy places the organism in Eukaryota, Oomycota, Peronosporomycetes, Peronosporales, Peronosporaceae. The record is from the annotation of a GenBank genome assembly.
AUGGGAGCGUGGAAACUCGCCGUUUACUCGGCGGCAACGGCGCUCGGCGUCGUGGCAGCUGGCGACGUGAUGGUCUUGACGCCGGACAACUUCGAUGAAGUCAUUGACGGCUCGAAGCACGUGCUGGUCAAGUUCUACGCGCCGUGGUGCGGCCACUGCAAGAGCCUCGCGCCGACGUACGAGACGGUCGCGACGGCCUUUAAGAAAGCGGACGACGUGGUGGUGGCCGACCUUGACGCCGACAAUUACAAGGACCUUGGCACCAAGUUCGGCGUCACGGGCUUCCCGACGCUCAAGUACUUUCCUAAGGGCUCGACCGAGCCGGCAGCCUACGAAGGCGGUCGCAGUGAAGAGGACUUUGUGGCGUUUCUGAACGGCAAAGCCGGUACGAACGUGCAGGUGGUUCGUCCCCCGAGUCACGUGGCUGCGCUGACGGACUCGGACUUUGACGAACAAGUGAUCCACUCCAACAAACACGCGCUGGUCGAGUUCUACGCGCCGUGGUGUGGCCACUGCAAGAGUCUCGCUCCCAUCUAUGAGGAAGUGGGCGGGAUCUUUGAGGGCGAAGACGAUGUGCUCAUUGCCAAAGUGGAUGCAACGGCCAACCCCGAGCUGGCAAAACGCUACAAUGUCAAGGGCUACCCGACGUUGUUCUACUUUCCUCCAGGAGCGGACGAGCCAGAGGACUACUCGAAUGGCCGGGACAAGGCCUCAUUUGUUGAGUUUAUCAACGAGCAAGCGGGCACGCACCGUUCGGAGGAUGGAAGUCUUACGACUGCUGCUGGCCGCGUUGAGCAGAUCGAGUUGGCGAUCACGGCGAGUGGCGGUAUCACGGCAGAUGUGCUGGAGAAGACGCAGACAAUUGUUGACGGCCUCGAGGGCAGCGACGCCAAGUACGGGUUGCUGUACUUGAAGACGAUCAAGAAGAUUGUGGCGAAGGGCCCUUCGUACGUGGACUCGGAGAUCACGCGCCUCGAGGGGCUGCUGGCCAACGACAACGUGACUGCGCAAAAGAAGACGCUCUUUGGCCUGCGCAAGAACAUCCUCGCGUUCUUCCAGGAGAAGCAGAACGAGAAGACGGAAUUGUAA